AUGAGAGAUGUGAUGCAAUCAGGCAAUCAGUAACCCUAGGCCGUAGUCAUCAUCGUCCCCCACCCACCUCUGCCGCGGCGGGCCGCCGGCGAGUGAAGGAGCGGCGAUCGGUCACUUCUUCGGUCCUCGCACCAAUACGUCCCUACCUCCAGCCUUUUUCUGCUGACGUCGUCGCGCAGCAGCAUGGACGCACGGGCCGUGCUCGGCGUAACGCCGCCCUCGCCUAAGCGCCCCAGGAACGAGGAGACGCCGCCUCCCGCGGACAGCAACGGGGCGGACCGCCUCAGCGACCUCCCGGAGGGCGUGCUCCACCACCUGCUGUCGCUCCUGCCGGCGCACGAGGCCGUGCGCACGUGCGUCCUCGCCCGGCGCUGGCGCCACCUCUGGAUGUCCGCGCCAGGCCUUGUCGUCACCGAAAUCAAUGGGUUCCGGAGCGCUGAGAAGCUCGACCUCUUCGUCACCCGCUUGCUGCUCCUGCACCGCAGCGGCGACGGCGGCGACGCGCGCCUCGAGUCCUGCCAGUUCUCCCUCUGCGGGUUCUACUUCGAGUUCGACGGGUUCUUGCCUGCCAGCGCGCCGCACUUGACCCGCUGGAUUCUGACUGCUCUGCAGCGCCAGGUCAAGGCGCUCCGGGUCUCUCUCGGGGAUUUCGAGGAGGACUUCCAGCUCCCUCAUCAGCCUCUCUCCUCGCACAACCUCACCACGCUGGACCUCGACAACGUGGAUACCAACGACAGCGUCCUUGAUUUUUCGGGCUGCCCGGCGCUCCUGAAUCUUAAGAUGAGCUUUGCCCAUGUUAAUGCUCACAGGAUAGCUUCUCAAUCCCUCAAGCAUCUGAUCAUGAAAUACUGCGGCUUCUAUGCCGAGGAACGCACCCGGAUAUCUCUACCCAGUCUCGUUUCUCUGGAGCUAAUUGAUCCCAUGGGCAGGGCUCCAUUGCUUGAGAGCAUGCCGGCGCUGCAAACGGCAACAUUUCUAUUUAAUUACGACUGCACCGAUAUAUGUUCUGAUCGUAUUGGUCGGUUUGACGCUUGUGGCAGAUCUAUGUGCGAGGGUUGUUACUAUAACUAUGAACCUGUUGAUGAUCACAAUGAUUCCUUGCUUCUGAAAGGUUUGUCCGAAGCUACAGAGUUGAACUUGGAAGCGAUUCCUGAUGUGUAUGUUUUCAUGAGGGACUUAAAGUGGUGCCCGACAUUUAGCAAGUUAAAGACUCUUGUACUCGGCGAAUGGUGUCUUGCUGCGGACCUUGACGCGUUAAUUUUAUUUCUCAGACACUCCCCAUUUCUGGAGAAACUUACUCUUCAUCUGCCACCGCUAGAGGAGGCACGCAAAAAAUCAAUGAAGGCAGAAAAAAUCUACAAUCCACUGGAACAGUUAGUUGCUUCUAGCCUUCUUCAGAUGGUUACAAUCAAAUGCCAAGAGGUUGACGGGAUGGUUCUUCGACUUUUGAAGAUGUUAAAUGCCUCAAGCGUAACAUUUGAAAAAAUCAUUAUCCAGUGUCUUAAUAGACCUUCAUGUUAUGGCUGUUUCAGUUUUGUGUGCACGGAUCUGAGCUUGGAAUAGAGGUCUUCAGUUUUUUACGCAUGGAUUCCUAUUUUGCCUCCGAAAAGUAUGCAGGAAGUUUGCAGUUGAAUUAUAUGUCCUCUCUGUGUGCAAGAUUCUUCUGUUAGACUGCCCUUAAAACGUUUUGCCAUAUUACUGUUGUCUUGUCUCUAAAAGGACAAAAUUUGACAAUUAUAGAGUUCCUUCUUUCUCGUUUGUUUUAUAUUUAAUAUUUGGAGUUCAUCUCAGAAAAAAAUGAAGUUCAUCUUGAUAAGAGUUUUGCUAAAGCUUGAACAUGCAUGGUGUACGAUUGGUGUCCGGCCUCCUCUGUCAAUUUAGUUGGGUGUUACAAACUUUUGAACACCGGGUUAAUGAGAGGAAAUGUUAUUUUCAGCCUA
Lolium perenne is the source of this 1940-nucleotide messenger RNA. Lineage: Eukaryota; Viridiplantae; Streptophyta; Magnoliopsida; Poales; Poaceae. The record is from RefSeq and is a predicted model, not a curated record.